Thyridium curvatum is the source of this 1326-nucleotide messenger RNA. RefSeq lists its product as uncharacterized. The transcript has 2 exons. Lineage: Eukaryota; Fungi; Ascomycota; Sordariomycetes; Thyridiales; Thyridiaceae. The coding region runs from base 1 to 1326 and encodes 441 amino acids. The record is from RefSeq and is a predicted model, not a curated record. Gene Ontology annotation, molecular function: sarcosine oxidase activity; flavin adenine dinucleotide binding; saccharopine oxidase activity.
AUGAGUUCCUCAAGCAGUAGCCAGGGCGCCGCCUCGCCCCUGGCCGGCAAGUCGAUUCUCUUCGUCGGCGGAGGUACCUUUGGCGUUUCGGCGGCCUACCACCUCGCCGAGAGGCUCGGCCUGGCGUCGUCAAAGACCACCAUCACCGUCGUGGACCGCUUCGAGAGCCCCUCGCCCAUUGCGGCGUCGACCGAUCUCAACAAGAUCGUCCGCAGCGACUACUCGGAGCCCAUGUACGCCAAGCUCGGCGUCGAGGCGAUGAACGAGUGGAAGAAGGACACGGGCAUCUUCGCCGGCAUGUUCCAGCAGACCGGCUGGUUUCUCGCCGCGCAGAACGCCAGCAUCCCCUUCAUCGAGGCGUCGGCCGCGAACCAGGCCAAGCUGGGCAUCACGGGAGUCAAGAAGGUGACUCCCGCGGAGGCGCGCCAGAUCAGCCCGUCCUUCACGGGCCCGAUGGACGACUGGCAGAUCUGGUGGAACCCUUGGGCCGGCUGGACGACCAGCGGCGAUGCGCUCGCCGCCAUGACGACUGCCGCCAAGAAGCUUGGCGUGAGGUACGUCUCGGGCGACGACGGCUGGAUCAAGAAGCUCCUCUACUCCCCGGACGGGACCUGUAUCGGCGCCGAGGCCGAGAACGGUGCCCGGCACUACGCGGACGUGGUCGUGGUGAGCGCGGGCGCGACGUCAGCCCGGCUGCUGGACUUCGAGGGCCAGCUGCAGGCCAAGGGACACGUCGUGGGCCACAUCCAGCUUACGCCGGAGGAGACCAAGAAGUACGCCGACCUCAAGAUUGUGGACCACUUUGAGCAGGGUAUCCUCUUCCCGCCCAACCGUGACGGCAUCGUCAAGGUUGCGACGGUCAACUUUGUCACCAACCACGAGAGCCAAAAAGCUCCUGGACUCAGCCUUCCGCGCUUCCGGCAGGACAACCCUCGGGACGACAUCCCGCGCAAGAUCGAGGGAGAGAUCAGGAGUUGGCUGCGAGAGUUUGUGCCCGACCUGGCAGAUCGUCCGUGGGCGGAGACCAGGAUAUGUUGGGAUACGGACACCCAAGAUCUGCACUUCCUCAUCGGCAAGCACCCGAAGCACAAGGGGCUGUAUCUCGCCACCGGCGGAUCGGCGCACGGCUUCAAGUUUCUGCCCAUCAUCGGCAAGUACGUCGCCGACAUGCUCGAGUCGAAGCUGGAGCCGUCGUUGGCGCACACCUGGGCAUGGAGGCCGGGACGGCCGCGCAAGGAGAAGCAAGGACCGGACCCGCACCCUUACCCCACGCGGGAUCUGGCCGAGUUUGAGGAUUUCAAGCCCAUGAGGGCAUCGAAGCUCUGA